AUUGCUUCACUUGGUUUGUCCCUUUGGAAAUGAGAAUGCUGUCCCUUCAAUCCUUGUCUUGGUCCCUACUCAUAAACCCUAGAAGCCCUUCUUCUCUUCGGCAACUCAGAGCCACAGCUCAUGCUUAUUCUCAUCCCAGUUCCAACUCAGAUGACCUCAGCGAGCCCUCUCCCGCCCGCCCCAGCAACUAUUCCGGCGUCAAAAUUGAGGAGAAGGUGGCAUUGGAUUCCGGGAAGCUUCGGCUGGACUCAUGGAUUGCUUCCCGAAUUAACGGCAUCAGCAGAGCCAGAGUCCAGUCCAGCAUUCGCUCUGGAUUGGUGUCUGUCAAUGGCCGCGUCAUCAAUAAGGCCUCGCAUAUGGUGAGAUUGGGGGACAUGGUGGAUUGUACGAUAGCCGAGUUGCAGCCUCUGAGGGCUGAACCCGAGGAUAUUCCGUUGGACAUAGUGUACGAAGACGAGCAUGUGAUUGUUGUCAACAAGCCUGCUCACUUGGUUGUCCAUCCAGCACCCGGAAAUGCAACUGGAACAUUAGUUAAUGGAAUUCUUCACCAUUGUAGGCUUUCUACUGUAAGUUUCAAUCCAGAAUCUUUACCUGAGGUUGAUGAUGACUCGGGGGAUGAGAUUAGUGCAUUAUCUUUAGAUGGAGGUAUUGGUUUUGGCCUGCCCGAGGCCUCUGUACGUCCUGGAAUUGUGCAUAGAUUAGAUAAAGGGACCAGUGGGUUGCUUGUCAUUGGGAAGGAUGAACAUUCUCAUUCCCAUCUUUCUGAACAGUUCAAGAAACGGACUAUAAAGAGAGUUUACGUUAGUCUUACUUGUGGAGUGCCGACACCACUCUCUGGGCGUGUUGAUGUACCAGUAGGCCGUGAUGUGAAUAACAGGAUUCGUAUGAUAGCUACUCCUGGAUCUGCUACCCAGGGACGAGCCCGUCAUGCUGUUAGUGGUUGGAAUAUGACAUCUAUUUUAAAUAGUAAAGCAUCAUUUCACAGUAACCCUUUAUAUCCAAUAUCUGACUGCAAUGACACCUAUGGACCUUCUCUUGGCCAGAAAAAUAUUUUUUCUGGUGUCAAAACUGAGGAUAACAUUCAAUCAAACAGCAGAAAGUCGGUACUUGAUUAUUGUGGUUCCGCAAACAUCAAUUUGACUAGUGAAGAUACAGCUCAUUCAAGAACUUACCCAGACCCACUACAACUGCUAAGUGGAAGUACCAGACUAUCACUUUCUCAUGCAAAGCAAAUUCAUGCCCAACUCCUCAGAACAAGUCUGUAUGAUUCUCCUCAUUAUAGAACAAAGCUCCUCUUGCACUACUCCAAACACGUUCAGUUUUCUAACACCAAGAACCUUCUCCACUGCUUGAGGCUAGAUCUCUUCUCAUUCACUACCCUCAUAAAUGCAUCCUCCAAAGAUAAUGAUUUUAAGACAACUCUUCAUUUAUUUCAUCAAAUGCUUAUUGCUGGGCUUUACCCAGAUUCCCAUCUUUUGCCAAGUGUUGUCAAGGCGUGUGCUGGUUUAUUGGCUCCUAGAAUUGGAAGGCAAGUCCAUGGGUUCUCUUUAGCAUCUGGGCUCUCUUGGGAUCCUUUCGUGGAGUCUUCCUUAAUUCAUUUUUAUAUAAAAUGUGAUGAUUUAGUUAGUGCCCACAAGGUGUUUGAUAACAUGGUGGGGAGUGAUGUUGUUUCUUGGAGCGCAUUGGCUGCUGGUUAUGCAAGGAAAGGUGAUGUAGUUAAUGCAAAAAAGGUUUUUAACGAGGUUAAAAAUCUUGGUUUUGAACCAAAUAUUGUGUCUUGGAAUGGUAUGAUCGCGGGUUUCAAUCAAAGUGGGUGUUUCCUCCAGGCAGUUUCAAUGUUUCAACAGAUGCAUUAUCAUGGUUUUACACCGGAUGGAACUGGAAUUUCUAGUGUUCUUCCUGCAGUAGGUGACUUGGGCUAUUUAAAUGCAGGCAAACAAGUUCAUGGACUUGUAAUCAAGACUGGUUUUGGUGUAGAUAAGUGUAUUGUAAGUGCACUUAUUGACAUGUAUAGCAAGUGUGGGUGUCCUCAAGAGAUGUUACAUGCAUUUGAGGAUACAGAUCAAGUGGAUGUUGGCGCCUGCAAUGCUUUCAUAGCAGGCCUCACUCGACAUGGUCUUGUUGACAAAGCACUGCUGGUGUUUAAAGAACACAGGGCCCGUGGAAUGGAAUUGAAUGUUGUUUCAUGGACGUCAGUAAUAGCUUGUUGCUCACAGCACGGUAAAGAUAUUGAGGCUUUGGAGCUUUUCAGAGAAAUGCAGGCUGCUGGUGUCAAACCAAAUGCAGUGACCAUUCCUUGCUUGCUUCCUGCUUGUGGGAAUAUCGCAGCACUUAUGCAUGGGAAGGCUGCACACUGCUUUUCUCUCAGAAGGUACAUUACAGAUGAUGUUUAUGUAGCCAGUGCACUGAUAGAUAUGUAUGCCAAUUGUGGAAAGAUCAAAGAAGCUCGAUGUUGCUUUGAUAGGAUGCCUGCCCGUAAUUUGGUUUGCUGGAAUGCUAUGCUGGGCGGAUAUGCAAUGCAUGGAAAGGCAAAGGAAGCCAUCCAAAUUUUUUUCUGGCUGCAGAAGAGUGGACAGAAACCGGAUUCUGUUAGUUUCACGAGUCUCCUAUCUGCAUGUAGUCAAAGUGGCCUUACAGAAGAAGGGUAUCAAUACUUUGAAAGCAUGUCCAAAGAUCAUGGUGUAGAACCUAGAAUAGAGCAUUAUGCUUGUAUUGUGAGUCUGCUUGGUCGUGCAGGCAAGCUUGAAGAAGCCUACUCCCUGAUUACAAAAAUGCCAUAUGACCCUGAUGCUUGUGUUUGGGGUGCAUUGUUAAGUUCCUGUAGACUUCAUCAUAAUAUGAGCUUGGGUGAGGUAGCGGCUGCUAAAUUGUUUGAAUUAGAACCCGUGAAUCCUGGAAACUACAUUCUGCUGUCGAAUAUUUAUGCUUCUAAGGGAAAAUGGAAAGAUGUAGAUAAAGUCAGAGAUAUAAUGAGGGAGAAGGGACUAAAGAAGAAUCCUGGCUGCAGUUGGAUUGAGGUCAAGAACAAAGUACACAUGAUUUUGGCAGGUGACAAAUCACUUCCUCAAAUGGCUCAAAUCCUGGAUAGAUUAGCUAAAUUUAGUGCAGAAAUGAAGAGAGCAGGUUGCUUGCCAAAAACGGAUUGGGUGCUACAAGAUGUGGAGGAACAGGAGAAGGAGCAUAUCUUAUGUGGCCACAGUGAGAAGUUGGCUGUCAUUUUUGGUAUUCUUAAUACUGCUGAAGGAUCUUCUCUUAGGGUAACUAAAAACCUAAGAAUUUGUGGAGAUUGCCAUGCUGUUAUAAAAUUUAUAUCUAGGUCUGAGAGGAGAGAGAUUUUUGUCAGAGACACAAACCGGUAUCACCACUUCAAAGAUGGUGAGUGCUCAUGCCAGGAUUACUGGUGAUGGAGUUGGGAUUCCUCACUUGUACUAUUUUGAGUUUUCUUAUUGAGUUGGAGCAGUCACAUUAGUAGAGAACUAGGCGCUGCCCUUGGGCUUGCAACCUUGUUUACCAUCUGGUGAGUCUUCUUUAUGUUGAAGCCUUUAAUGCUAGCUUUUUCCUGUUAUAGUUCUGUGUCAAUGUGUAAUAUUAGCCCUUUGCCUCUGCACUUUCUAUGGCUUGGUGGUAAACUCAAUUCUCCUGCUUCUCUUAUCCUGUUUGGGCAUUUUGAGAAUGCCAGAUUUUAGAAGAGAUAUCUGGUAUCAAGUGGUUUGCCAUUCCAGUACUUGAUUUCUAAUGUUCCAUCCAACAAGGUUUAUAUACACAAGACCAACUCUGGGGCAUGUUUGCUAAGUAUUGUUGAAAUGCUGAACUGUAUACUGAUGUUUAAUGAAAGAAAAAGAUCAUUCGGCCAAUUGGGUGCAGGUGGUAGGUCUGCAAGACCAAGUCGGUUCCCUUAUUGCUUGGUUACUGCCUUCAGUGCACCAGGCUCUCAAGCAAGUUGCUUUUGCUCAAUUUCCGGGGUUUAUUUAAUUAGAUCAUGGAGAUGACUUUUAAACUGGUUAUCUCAUUUGCAAGAGAAUUUGCCAUUCUCAGCUUCUUGUUUUCCACUGAAAGUGGAAUUGCAAUAUCUUUUGACACUUGCAGAGAUUCUUCUUUCAUGAUGGAGACAAUUGGUUGUCAUAUAUAGCAACUUCAGUGUCGUGGUCGACCUAGAGCAGUAAAGAUGGAAGUUCACGGCUGACAUGCUGCCCAAGCCAACACAUACUCCAUUUUUAUUGUCAAGAGCUGUACUCGCAUCCGCUAGUUAUCAUACAAUAUAUACCAAUUCCUUACCAAUUUGCUAAAUGUUUAUUGAAAACUGAAUAGUCAUUAUUACUAAGGUACAAAGUAAUUGAAAUACUCGCCGGUGGUGGUUGUGCAUUAGUGGAAUGGAGGUUAGAAACCGGACGAACUCAUCAGAUACGAGCUCAUGCAAAGUAUCUCGGUGUUCCACUCAUGGGAGACGACGUGUAUGGAGGAAC
This is a messenger RNA of Salvia splendens (bonfire salvia), 4463 nucleotides long. Its product is annotated as pentatricopeptide repeat-containing protein At1g20230. Lineage: Eukaryota; Viridiplantae; Streptophyta; Magnoliopsida; Lamiales; Lamiaceae. Gene Ontology annotation, biological process: pseudouridine synthesis. Gene Ontology annotation, molecular function: pseudouridine synthase activity; RNA binding; zinc ion binding. The transcript is spliced from 7 exons. The record is from RefSeq and is a predicted model, not a curated record. The coding region runs from base 30 to 3404 and encodes 1124 amino acids.